UGGACCGCCAGGGAAUUCCCUAAUUUUUUUUUAAUUGGUUGAAUUUGUUGCUUAAAAAUGUAUGAUAGUGGAUACGCUUGGGGGGUUUAUUACUGAAAGGGGGCCUGUGCAGGAAAGAGUGAACACUGCUGGCCUGUGAUGAUAACCCUGUACAUGCUGAAUUUACUACUAGGGGUUUGAGUACAUUUGCAAUGUGAAAAAAAGGGAAGUUUUUAAAAAAUGGCUUUGUAUUUUGUGGCCAUUGUAUCUGGAGAUAUGAUAAAAUUGAUUUAUGAUGUUACAUGCUUGUAAUUUCAUAAAUGCUAGUGGAGCCAUCUCAAACAUGCAAAUUUUAAAUUAAGAAGGUAUUGGUGGGGUAUAGCUUCCUUGCUUUUCCUAUCCAUAGGUAGGUUGGAAUUUAAAUUCUUUGGAUUUUAGAACCAGAACAAGUCUCCAUACCUGAUGAUUUUUGCUAUGAUUUGUGUCUGUUGGAACCUCUGGAAAGAGGGUGACAACAUAAGAAGAGAGGCACUCUCUGAAUAGAAAUACACAUUUGGAUUUUGAAAAAGCAAUUAGUUAAGUUUCGAAUUGGCCCUUGUUGAAAUCAGAUGUCUGACCCUUAGAGGUUGAUGACUGUCCAGUCUGAUAUGCAUGUUUUUGAGUGGGUCAGUUUGGACUCUGAGACUGACAAAAGGGGUACCAUGCUGUCUGGCACUGCAGCACACCUUUGCUACUGCUGAAGAAAAGUACCCGGCUUGAUUGGAAUCCCCAGUUCACUGACCCUCGUUGCCUGGACCUCACUCUAAGCUGAACCCUAACACUGGCUGUCAGUACACUCUUUCAGCUUCCCAAGGAGCAGUGCUGAACUGAAAGCAGACCCAGGCUCCAUGGGCAGAGUUCAGUCAGACUCUGGGACCACUGGAGAUUUAGGGCUCCUCUCUGGAGCUCUAAAUGAUGACAGCAUACAUCGUGGAUGCUGGCUGUACCAACUGGGUCACAUACAAAUGCCCACAGGAAAGAGCCAUUCUUUGACGGGACCAUCUAAAAUCAAGCUGCUAAUCAGCUCUUUUAUGUCUGAUGCAGAGGCUGAUUGCAUCCUGACUUGUGAUCCCUGCCCAAACCUGCAAGUUGGAGGAGGGCACAUCACAGAGACUCUGACCGCCGGCCGCCUCCUGCUUUUGACAUAUCAGAUUCUGGGCCUUCCCUGAGGGUGGCUCGAUGCUUUUGAUUUGUGUGCUCAACCUCCUGGGUGAGCCGUAACUUUACUACCACGGGUUGAUAGGCUUACUUCGCCUCCUCACUUUGCCCUCUGUACACACACCUUGUAAGGCAGAGUGACUACUCUGGUGUAGCUGUCUCUGGAAAAGGACUGAUCUUUUCUAGGCUGUCUCUGGGGAAAGGGGGUGGAAGGUUAUAUGCUGCUAAGUCACUUCAGUCGUGUCCGACUCUGUGUGACCCCAUAGAUGGCAGCCCACCAGGCUCCCCCAUCCCUGGGAUUCUCCAGGAAGGUUAUAUAAACCCACUGUAAAAAUUUUUACAUUCAGGACUUCAUCCUCUAUUAGUGUGCUAGGACUGCAAUAACAAAAUAGCACAGACUGGAUGGCUUAAAAAAUAGAAAUGUAUUUGCUCACAGUCCUAGAGGCUAGAAGUCCAAGAGCAAGCAGUUGGCACGUUUCUCCUAAGGCCUGUCUCCUAGGCCUGUACCCGGCAGCCUUCUCACUGUAUCUUCACAUGGUUGCCCCUCUAUCUGAAUGUCUGUGUCUUAAUCUCUUCUUAUAAGAACACCAGUCAUAUUGGAUGGGCCCACCCAUUUUACUUUAAUCACCUCUUUGAAGGCCAUAUCUCCAAAUACAGUCACCUUCUGUACUGGAUGUUAGGACUUCAGCAUAUAAUUUGGGGAGAACACAGUUCAGCCCAUAACAUAUCCUGAUCAAUUCCUGAAUAUUUUUCCAGUUAAAUUAUAUUAAAAUAUUUAUCUGCAAAAUUAUUCCCAUGUCUCUUGCACACAGCCCUUCUGGAUGAAAGGCCUGGAUGAGAAUAAAAGAUUAUUGAAAAAAUGUCACGUUAGUAUUGCUGAUCAAAAGCCUGGCACCCAGGGAGCUUUGGGGGCGGGGAGAGCAUUUAUGAUCUUCAUUUCUCAGAAAUAUUCUGGAAACUUUCCCCUUUUCCUGAAGGAAAGCUCCCAGUGCCAUCAGCUGGAAGACUGACCCUCAGCUGGCAUCUGGGUUCUUGAAUUUCAGGAGAGUUCUCACCAUUCCCUAAAUGAUAGGAGUUGCUUAGUGAGUUUAAACUGUGUAAACAGUGUGGUUUAUGCUGCAUGCCUGCUUUCCUUCCAGGAAUGUAGAAUUUUGGUGUGUUACAGGCAGAGGGUACCUGUGUGACCAAGCCCCAGAAAAGCCCUGGGCUGGACUCUCUGAUGAGCUUCUCUGGUAGAUAACAUUUCACACGUGUUGUCACACUCAUUGCUGGAGGAAUUAAGUGUGUCCUGUGUGACUGACUCCACUGGGAGAAGACUCUGGGAAGCUUGUGCCUGGUUUCCUCUGGAUUUUGCUCUAUGCACCUUUCCCUUGGCUGAUUUUGCUUCAUAACCUUUCACUGUAAUAAAUCCUAGUCAUCUAUGAGUAGGACUAUAUGUUGAGUCCUGUAGGGGGAUGGUCUUGGGGCCCCCCACACAGGGCACAAGGGGGACUUACGGGGUGGUUGGUCGUGUACUCUUUCUCAGUCUGGGUGCUGCUUACAUGAGGUAUACUCAUUUUGUGAAAAUUCACUGAGCUGUCCAGUUAAUAGAUGUAUACUUUUUCGGUACAUAGAUUCAACUUUAUAAAAAGAUAAAACAAUAUUGUACACCACAGGGAUUAAAAAAUAAUAAUUUUUAAAAACAACUUCCUUUUAUUUAUAAAGCAUUUUAGUCACUCCUUUUUGCCAAGCAUUGUGCUGAGAGCUUGGGACAUGGGGUAGGAAAGAUGUCUUCAUUGCCUCUGAGUUUAUUGGGAGUUAUGUAAAGAGAUAACUGUGAUAUGACUUUUGCUGACUCCUAGCAAAGACAUCAUAGGAUGCUGGGCUUACAACUUGAGUGAUUCUCGGGUUGCCACUUAAGUAUCUAUGGAAGCCAGACAGGCAAAGGGGCAAAGGAGGGUUAGCAGGGAACUCUGACAAACUGGGAAGGUAUGUUAAGUAAGCAUAGAGUUGCAACAGCUAAUAGUUUUUUCAAAGCUGCAUUUUUAUGUGAGCUCUCUUGAUUUUUCAGUCCUGUAUAUGAAUCCAAAUUUUAAAAAGUGAAAGACCAAACAAAACACCUCUGCAGCCAAAUUUGACCUUGGCUUACCAGUUUGCCAGGCAUUCUGCCAACCUGUCAUCUUUCCCUCUUACAAAACAAUUGAGGGUCCACUAUUUUAGGCACUGGGAAAUAGAGCAGUGCGCCAGCCAGACAAUUUUCUUGCAGAAUGACCCUGGCGGGGGUGGUGGGGUUCUGGUACUGUACUUCUCAAACUUCAAUAUGUGUGGGAAUCAGUGGGUAGAUUCUGAAUUGGGGGGGUCUGCGUUGAGGCCUGAAGCUUUGGCUUUCUAACAAGCUCCCAGGUGUUGGUGAUGCUGGUGGCCCCUGCUGUUAUUUGAAGAAGAGUAGGGGGUUUGUCUGGAAGAUGCGUUUGCCUGGCAAGCAUUCUCUUUAUACUUCGAUUUUAGUUUAUGGGGUGAUUUGGAAGAGAGCUGGUGACUUCUGGGGCGGAUAUUAGGGCUCCCCCAUGCUGUCUCUCAUUCUAGGUCUCUAUUCUCAGAGUUUAUAAUCUAGAAGGCGAGGUGGGGAUGGAGGAAGGUGCUGGGAAAAGCUUCCUGGAGGAGGUCCUCGCGGACUGCAGGAGCUUCCCCUGCUGUCGAGAAAGGAGAAACCCUGAACUCACCCUCUUCUGGGGCGGGGUCUCAGCAGCCCCACACCAGCUUUGGUUUCCCAGGCAUCCCACGUGUCUUCCGUCCGCCAUCCCUGCCAAUCAAGCUCCUCCCCGGGCCUGGGUGAGAGUUUAAAGGCGGCUGCAGUGCCGAGCGCUCCCAGAGUGCCGCGCGGCGGGCGGGUUUGGAUUUUAAAUCCCCGCGGCCAAUCAGUAGCGCGUAGGCUCUUGUAACGUUCCCGGCGCCGCGUUUGAAUUCGAGGAGAGGCAGAGCCGUGCCAAGCCUCUGCCUAGACCCUGCUAGGUCCGCUGAGCAACUCCGGGAACAUGAGUGCGGCGGUAACUGCAGGGAAGCUGGGGCGGGCACCAGCCGACCCAGGGAAAGCGCCCGGAGUUGCAGCUCCCGGGGCUCCGACGGCCGCCCCGCCGGCGAAAGAGAUUCCGGAGGUCCUAGUGGACCCUCGCAGCCGGCGGCGCUAUCUACGGGGUCGCUUUUUGGGGAAGGGUGGCUUUGCCAAGUGCUUUGAGAUCUCGGAUGCGGACACUAAGGAGGUGUUCGCGGGCAAGAUCGUGCCUAAGUCGCUGUUGCUCAAACCGCACCAAAAGGAGAAGAUGUCCAUGGAGAUAUCCAUUCACCGCAGCCUCGCUCACCAGCACGUCGUAGGCUUCCACGGCUUUUUCGAAGACAACGACUUCGUGUUCGUGGUGUUGGAGCUCUGCCGCCGGAGGUCUCUCCUGGAGCUGCACAAGCGGAGGAAAGCUCUCACGGAGCCCGAGGCCCGCUACUACCUGCGGCAGAUCGUCCUGGGCUGCCAGUACCUGCACGGAAACCGCGUUAUUCACAGAGACCUCAAGCUGGGCAAUCUCUUCCUGAACGAGGAUCUGGAGGUGAAAAUAGGGGAUUUUGGACUGGCAACCAAAGUGGAGUAUGACGGGGAACGGAAGAAGACCCUGUGCGGGACUCCUAAUUACAUAGCUCCUGAGGUGCUGAGCAAGAAAGGGCACAGUUUCGAGGUGGACGUAUGGUCCAUUGGGUGCAUCAUGUAUACCUUGUUAGUGGGCAAGCCACCUUUUGAGACCUCUUGCCUAAAAGAGACCUACCUCCGGAUCAAGAACAAUGAAUACAGUAUUCCCAAGCACAUCAACCCCGUGGCCUCCUCUCUCAUCAAGAAGAUGCUUCAGCCAGAUCCCAGUGCCCGUCCAACCAUUCACGAGCUGCUCAAUGACGAGUUUUUCACUUCCGGCUAUAUCCCUGCCCGCCUCCCCAUCACCUGCCUCACCAUUCCACCGAGGUUUUCAAUCGCUCCCAGUAGCCUGGACCCCAGCAACCGGAAGCCUCUCACCAUCCUCAAUAAAGGCAUGGAGAACCCCGUGCCUGAACGUCCCCGGGAGAAAGAGGAACCAGUGGUGCGGGAGGCCAGUGAGCCCGUCGACUGCCACCUCAGCGACAUGUUGCAGCAGCUGCACAGCGUAAACGCCUCCAAGCCCUCGGAGCGGGGACUUGUGAGGCAAGAGGAGGCCGAGGACCCUGCGUGCAUCCCCAUCUUCUGGGUCAGCAAGUGGGUAGACUAUUCGGACAAGUAUGGCCUCGGGUACCAGCUGUGUGACAACAGCGUCGGGGUGCUCUUCAACGACUCCACACGCCUCAUCCUCUACAAUGACGGUGACAGCCUACAGUAUAUCGAGCGUGACGGCUCAGAGUCCUACCUCACCGUGAGCUCCCACCCCAACUCCUUGAUAAAGAAGAUCACCCUCCUGAAGUAUUUCCGAAACUACAUGAGUGAGCACUUGCUGAAGGCGGGCGCCAACAUCACUCCUCGGGAAGGCGACGAGCUGGCCCGGCUCCCCUACCUGCGGACCUGGUUCCGUACCCGCAGUGCCAUCAUCCUGCACCUCAGUAACGGCUGUGUGCAGAUCAACUUCUUCCAGGACCACACCAAACUCAUCCUAUGCCCACUGAUGGCCGCCGUAACCUACAUCGACGAGAAGCGGGACUUCCGUACAUACCGCCUGAGCCUCCUGGAAGAGUACGGCUGUUCCAAGGAGCUGGCCAGCCGGCUGCGCUAUGCCCGUGCCAUGGUGGACAAGCUGCUGAGCUCGCGCUCAGCUGCCAACCGCCUCAAGGCCUCCUCAUAGCCCCCUGCCCCCUGGACUGGUGCCCUCCUCCUGCAGCUAGCACCUUGGCCCACGCUGGUUAGCACCGUGGAGCUAUUUUAUAGUGUGUCCCCAGCCCUGGGGGCCGGGGCGAGAACUUCAUCAUCCCUGCAGGUGGGGGCUGCUGUGUAAGUUAUUUUUGUACAUGUUCCGUGUGGGUUCUGUGGCCUCUCCCCUUGCCCUCAGGCCCACCCUAUGAAUUGUACAGAAUGUGGCUGUUGAAUUCAGGACUGUCCUUGGCUUUAUACACAUUAAACAUACGUGAAUCUUC
Messenger RNA from Capra hircus (goat), 6288 nucleotides. It is a transcript of the gene PLK1, whose product is annotated as polo like kinase 1. The transcript has 10 exons. The record is from RefSeq and is a predicted model, not a curated record. Gene Ontology annotation, biological process: mitotic cell cycle; regulation of cytokinesis; protein phosphorylation. Lineage: Eukaryota; Metazoa; Chordata; Mammalia; Artiodactyla; Bovidae. Gene Ontology annotation, cellular component: nucleus; cytoplasm; spindle pole. Bases 4191 to 5999 code for a protein of 602 amino acids. Gene Ontology annotation, molecular function: protein binding; ATP binding; protein serine/threonine kinase activity.